Leptinotarsa decemlineata (Colorado potato beetle) is the source of this 1625-nucleotide messenger RNA. RefSeq names its product Minichromosome maintenance 7 (gene Mcm7). Lineage: Eukaryota; Metazoa; Arthropoda; Insecta; Coleoptera; Chrysomelidae. Gene Ontology annotation, biological process: DNA replication; double-strand break repair via break-induced replication; DNA strand elongation involved in DNA replication. Gene Ontology annotation, cellular component: nucleus; MCM complex. The record is from RefSeq and is a predicted model, not a curated record. Gene Ontology annotation, molecular function: ATP hydrolysis activity; single-stranded DNA binding; single-stranded DNA helicase activity.
AUGAUUCAGAACAGAGAUCAGUUCAGUUUCAAGGGAUUAGUUCAGAUAAAUGACAGUAAACAAGUGAAUGAAAUCUAUUUUCGAGAUCUCAGUACAAACAAAAAUGUCCCAAUUAGAGAAGUUAAAGCUGAAAAUAUUGGUAAACUCGUUACAGUACGGGGAAUAGUUACACGCUGCACUGAAGUGAAGCCAAUGUUGAGUGUUGCAACUUAUACAUGUGAUCAGUGUGGGGCAGAGACUUACCAGCCAAUUGCUUCUCUGAGUUUCAUGCCCAUUAUCAUGUGCCCCAGUGAUGACUGUAGGAUAAAUAAGUCAGGUGGUCGCUUAUAUUUGCAAAGUAGAGGAUCCAAAUUUGUUAAAUUUCAGGAAGUAAAAAUACAGGAACACAGCGAUCAAGUUCCUGUUGGACAUAUACCACGUACUCUAACAAUAUUUUGUAGAGGAGAGGUAACAAGAAAAGCAUUACCAGGUGAUCAUAUUGCAGUAACUGGUGUUUUUUUGCCUUUGAUAAAACAAGGUUAUAAUCAAUUAAGAGGUGGUCUUCUAUCAGAAACUUAUUUGGAAGCGCAUGAAAUCAUGUCUUUGAACAAAACAGAUGAAGACAAAACAAAUAAUCCUCUUACUCCGGAAGAAUUAGCAACUUUAACAGAAGAUGAUUUCUAUACAAAAUUAGCAAUGUCUUUGGCUCCAGAAAUUUAUGGGCAUUUGGAUGUCAAGAAGGCCCUAUUGCUUCUUUUGGUUGGUGGUGUGGAUAAAAGACCCGAUGGAAUGAAAAUUCGCGGAAACAUAAAUAUUUGCCUUAUGGGAGAUCCUGGUGUAGCCAAGUCUCAAUUAUUGGGAUAUAUCAACAGAUUAGCACCUAGGAGUCAGUAUACUACAGGACGUGGUUCUUCCGGUGUUGGAUUGACAGCUUCUGUGAUGAAAGAUCCAAUAACCGGAGAAAUGAUGUUGGAAGGUGGUGCUUUAGUAUUGGCAGAUAAGGGUGUUUGUUGCAUUGAUGAAUUUGAUAAAAUGGCUGAUGAGGAUCGAACUGCCAUCCAUGAAGUUAUGGAACAACAGACUAUCAGUAUUGCAAAGGCUGGUAUCAUGACUUGCCUCAACGCCAGAGUAUCCAUCCUCGCUGCCGCUAAUCCUGCUUAUGGUCGCUAUAACCCCAAAAGAACAAUCGAACAGAAUAUCCAACUUCCAGCUGCUCUUCUUUCACGUUUUGAUAUACUUUGGCUGAUUCAAGAUAAAGCUGAUAGAGACAAUGAUCUCAGACUUGCUAAACAUAUAACUUAUGUCCAUCAAUACAGCAAACAGCCCCCAACACAGACAGAAGCCUUGGAUAUGAGCAUUAUGAGGAAAUACAUUGCCAUGUGUAAGAUGAAAGAUCCUUCUAUUCCCGAAGACUUGACAGAUUUUAUAGUUUCUUCUUACGUGGAAUUGAGAAAGGAUGCUCGUAACUCCAGGGAUAUGACUUUCACUUCAGCUAGAAAUCUCUUGGGAAUUUUGCGACUUUCAACAGCUUUAGCUCGCCUGAGGUUAUCAAAUAUUGUCGAAAAAGCUGAUGUUAAUGAAGCUAUCAGGCUAAUGGAAAUGAGCAAAGAUUCACUGAAUCAGACUUUCGAAAAUAAUGGAUAUAG